Molecule: messenger RNA, 577 nt
Organism: Tachysurus vachellii
Lineage: Eukaryota; Metazoa; Chordata; Actinopteri; Siluriformes; Bagridae
Gene: cfap90
Product: cilia and flagella associated protein 90
Exons: 3
Coding region: 68-481 (137 amino acids)
Source: RefSeq, a predicted model, not a curated record
UCCUAGCAACCACACGUAACGUUCAUUCCAGUGGAUUUUGCAACUGUUUAUUCCUUAAGAGAGAAAAAUGGAGGAAUUAAUCAAAACGGAGUCACAACCACCUUCUACACUGUCUGUGUUCAGCUUUAUACCGCCAAGACGAAACGAACCGAAAGAGAGAAGAUAUUUCAACACGAUUCCAAAGGCUCCAGAGAGACAUCUGUACGAUUGUAUUUAUCGGCGAGCUGAAGGAUAUAAUAUGAAGUUACACCGUGAUGACAGAGAGCACGCCAAUAGACAUGGACUGGACAUUUACACAGAGGAAUGCUGCAGACCCGUACCUGUGCUCACCUCAUCCGGAUACGGCCGACGACCGCCGCUGCCACUGGACAAUCUGAAUCGUCAGUUUGCUCGUGUCGCUCACAUACGCGCAGAGUUUUACAGAAAAAACGGCAUUAGCAAAUCGGUGGAGGAAGGCUAUGGCUCGGUCUUUCCCAUUUGAGAAAAAAAAACCCAAAGAGCAAAUCUUAAUAGCAGAGAUGAAUGUUUUUAUUGUGAUGAUUACUGCAGCUGAUAUAAAUACAAAUAUUGCUCAUCA